AGAGGGAUGCUUCAAAAUUAGCACCAAACAACUAGCUAGCCAAUAUACACACACAUAAAGCGAGCCAUCUCAAAUAAAUGGGGUGGCCGUUGCUGGGCCUUGUUCUAUCAUGCACCGCCAUCUUCGUCGUGGCCGUCGAUGGCGACCAACAUCCGCCGAAGCAGCUUCCGCCAGACUUUGUCUCCCUUAAACAAGGCGGCGGGUUCAGCAAGCGGAUGAUCACAGUGACGUGCACCGACGACCACCACAAAAGGACCCCAUGCACCGUUGUUUCCGAGUGUCCUAAGAAAUGCGAGCGUCAAUGCCUCGUCUUCUGCCCCACUUGCAAGAUCAUAUGCCUCUGCGACUUGGUCGGAGGCAUGUGUGGCGAUCCCCGCUUAACCGGUGGAGAUGGCAACUCCUUCUACUUCCAUGGUCGCAAGGACGCGGACUUUUGCUUGCUGUCCGAUGCCAACCUCCACAUCAACGCCCACUUUAUCGGCAGGCGCAACCCCAACAUGACCCGAGACUUCACGUGGGUGAAAGCCAUUGCUGUCCGCUUCGACGAUCACCGCCUCUACAUCCGCGCAGAGAAGACAGCGACAUGGGACGACGACAAUGCCGAACAUUUCUUUAUCAGCUUUGACGGUAAGCCGGUGGAUAUCACGGCGGAGGCAAGCGCUGGAUGGGUUUCUGCAUCAGUGCCUGAGUUAGCAAUAUCGCGGAUGGGGGAUAACAGCAUCACCGUGGAGCUCACGGGGAUGUUCAAGAUCAUUGCCAAUGCAGUUCCCAUCACGGAGGAGGACUCGAGGAUCCACAAUUAUGGCGUGAUCGCCGACGACAACCUGGUCCACCUCGAUCUGGCCUUCAAAUUUUACUCGCUCAGCUCCGACGUGCAUGGCGUGCUCGGCCAGACGUACCGACCAGACUACGUAAACAAGCUGGACGUCGGAGUCAAGGUUCCAGUGAUGGGCGGGGCCAGUAACUUCCUGACAUCCGAUAUCUUCUCCACCGACUGCAGAGUCGCGAGGUUCACGCGAGGCAGUGCAGGAGGUACCGCCAUGGUCGCUGAGCUCUCCGAUGUAAACUGCAGCAGCUGGUUCGGCGGCCGUGGAAUAGUAUGCAAGAAAUAAUUUGCUCGAUGCAAUGUGUAUGAUGUGAUAGGCGGCGUCUGGCGCUUGUUACUGUUACGAUUACAUAUACCUUCAGGCAUGAUAUCUAUUAAACAGAAUCUGUACAAUUAACGAAGUACUCAGGCUCAGAAUAAAAAAGUCGAGCAGGAACGUAACUGGAG
Messenger RNA from Ananas comosus (pineapple), 1273 nucleotides. RefSeq lists its product as uncharacterized. Bases 78 to 1112 code for a protein of 344 amino acids. The record is from RefSeq and is a predicted model, not a curated record. Lineage: Eukaryota; Viridiplantae; Streptophyta; Magnoliopsida; Poales; Bromeliaceae. The transcript is spliced from 2 exons.